CCCACUCACUGUGGGCUGAGCUACCCAACCCCACCUCCUCCUCCACACUGGGGGAACUCCUAGGCAUGUGACUGCUGGAGUUAAGAUGGCAGCUCUAAUUGAACCUUUAGGUCUGGAAAGAGGUAAGAGAUAUUCUGCAUUUUCUGUUGCUAUCUGACCCUGGGCUUGUAACCAGUGGGAGGAGAGGACACAUAAAUGGCUGAUACUGCUCCUUUCUCCUCUGAUCCAUGGCAGCAAUUCUGCUACCCAGGAUUUUUAGCAAUAUCCCUAAUAACCUUGUCUAUUCCCAAAAUCCAGCUCUCUGUGUGAUCUGCAGACAUUACCCAGCCAUUGCCUAUCAGCACCCCCUAUUUUAUUCAUCUACCCCCACUCCUUACAGCUAAUCCAUGUAUUUCACACUUGGUACAUCUCAUAUAUACCUCUAUUCUCAUGUCUGCAUAAACCAUGUUCUAUGCUUUAACCUUUAUGUGCUUAAAUUUCAUUCUCCUGCUUAAUUUGUGUGUGAAUUAAUGAGAUUUUAUUUAAUUUAAGUCUAUCAUGCAUUUUUAUCCCUGCAGUGAGGACCACUUACCCCUUCCUUUCAAGAGAUCUUUUGAGGGGGAAAAAAGGUUUCUAGGGCAUCUCAAGGCUAUUGCUAUUAUGCACCUUCAACUGAGUUAGAAAUCACAUUUUGUUGCAUCACUAAACCUUUUUUAUUUAUCUUGUACCUGGGGGUGCACAAUAAUAAGCAUUUAUCUCAUGCAGUAUAAUCAAAACCCACAGAGAGGGCGCAGGGUGUUAUUAACCCUAUAAUAAACUGUGGCUAUAAUUAAAUUCGCCUCUCAAAAGGUUUUGGCUUUGCUUGUUUGCUAGGAGAUAAACAGUUCUUGGGAGAAAAUGCGUACAAGUAUUUUUUUUCCCCUUUAAAUCUUGUAUAUACAGUUUUCACUAUUUUCUGUAUUAUUAUUAUUUUUCUUAACUUUACACUUUCUGGAUUUGAUUUAUUUUUUUAUUAUUUUUUAUUUUUGAAGGCUGCGUUUGUAUGUUAGUGGACACUUGGGACACUAAACGUUUGUGCAUCUGUCGUGCGUUUUAGACAGAUUCAUCAUUUUACCAUUCACUUUCACUUUAAUUUAAAAAAAUAAAAAUAAAAAAAUAGACCCCGAGGAGAAGAUUUUAUAGCACCGUCAAAUGAAGAAAAUUGAAGUGAAUCAGUAAUUGUUGUAUCUUUUUAAUAAGAAUAUAAAUAGGAAAUAUACCGAAAGAGAAUCGAAAAAUUACAAUAUAAAGACAGAAUUUGAGUCCGCUAAAAACAAAACAUAAGGAGGAUAUCUACGAAUACAUAAUAUCUCCCUAGGUUGGUCACCUAAUGAAAAUGCUACCCAGAGGCCAUUUUGUUUAGAAAUCAACUUCAUCUUGACAGUUUUGCUGCGCAGGUCAAGUCUGCUUCGUCCUCUGCAAUCAUCACCUCUUGGUUUCACUCCAUAAGAAAGAAAUUUAGUGAAUUGAAAUCCAAAUGGCAAACUGAAACCAAAAUAGCCAAGCUGUUACUAUAACAGAGUGCGCGAAUGGUUUCAGAUCUAUUAUUUUUCCUAAAUGCUGCCAUGUGGGUUUUAAUUUGCUGCAACAAACUGCUUAAUUCAGUAAACAACCCUGUCUGUGCGGAGGACAAGUGAGAUCCAGAUAUUUCAUAAUAUUCAUGUAUAACUGUCAUAAAUGUAACAUCACUCAAUGACGAGUGCUAAUCUGUGCAGGGGCUUACAAUUAGCCCCUGUCUCACCACCAACAAGACUUUCCUAAUCCGGCUAUUUUAGCCUUAAAUUUUAAAGGAACACUAUAGUCACCUAAAUUACUUUAGCUAAAUAAAGCAGUUUUAGUGUAUAGAUAAUUUCCCUGCAAUUUCACUGCUCAAUUCUCUGCCAUUUAGGAGUUAAAUCACUUUGUUUCUGUUUAUGCAGCCCUAGCCACACCUCCCCUGGCUAUGAUUGACAGAGCCUGCAUGAAAAAAAAAACUGGUUUCACUUUCAAACAGAUGUAAUUUACCUUAAAUAAUUGUAUCUCAAUCUCUAAAUUGAACUUUAAUCACAUACAGGAGGCUCUUGCAGGGUCUAGCAAGCUAUUAACAUAGCAGGGGAUAAGAAAAUCUUAAUUAACCAGAACUUGCAAUAAAGAAAGCCUAAAUAGGGCUCUCUUUACAGGAAGUGUUUAUGGAAGGCUGUGCAAGUCACAUACAGGGAGGUGUGACUAUGGUUCAUAAACAAAGGGAUUUAACUCCUAAAUGGCAGAGGAUUGAGGCUGCAGGGGCAUGUUCUAUACACCAAAACUGCUUCAUUAAGCUAAAGUUGUUCAGGUGACUAUAGUGUCCCUUUAAAUCCUCUUCGAAUACUCAAUUGUUCACACCUUAGUUAAUCACCCUUAUAUCAUUCUAGGUGGUUGCUUAAUACCAGGCCCUACAAAACUUAAUAUAAAAAUAGAUACACCGUGUGUAUGAGCCACAUAGAAAAGCACUGAGAUACUUUAAGAGAACAUGCCAAGCACCGUAACUACUACAGACUGGUUAUGCUGCUAUGAGUGCCCUGGCGCUCUCCCACAGUAAGUAGUCAAGGUAUUUUACAAUGGUCUGACAACAUACUUUGGGUCUGCCUGGCACCGGCUGCUGCCACAUCUGUAUUCGAAGGCUCCUGCACUGAGCAAUGCCAGGUGGUUGAGGGCUUCACUUAUUGGUAAGAGCACUCGGCAAAUGCCAGUUUUGUGAAUAGGGAAUCACUGAUUGGCUGAGAGCGUCAGUUGACCGCUAUAAGCCAAUCAGCGUCGCCCUUGCCCAGCGGCACUCCGAGAACGGUUUAACCCAGGGCUCGACAAAUCCCAGGUCGCCAUGGCGACCAGGAAAUUUGUCCUGGAACCUUGGAUUUGUGAGCCUGUUUAUUUGUGAGCAGAGGCGGGCAGUUGGAUCACGGAGGGCUGAGGCAGGCUGCUGACUGAGGGAGGCGGCCGGCCGGCUCAUUGAGACGUAAGGAAGGGAGACCGGCAGCUCAUGGAGAGCUGUGUCACUCCGGCCUCCGGCUCACUAAAUAGUGCACGAGAGUGAGCUGAGUACGGAGAUGACAGCAGUAUCACUGGACCCCUGGGAAAGCCUAUCCACUCAAGCUCUCCAGAAGUAAGGAGCCUGGGUGGAUUUAAAUAAAGUAAUUACUUGUGAGUGAGUGUGUCUGUGAGUCUGUUUGUGUGUGUAUGUGUGUCUGUAUGUCAGUGAGUGAGUGUGUCUGUAGGUCUGUGAGUGUUUGUGUGUGUGUGUGUGUGUGUGUGUCUGUAUGUCUGUGAGUGUGUGUGUGCGAGCCUGUGUCUGUCUGUUGGUCUGUGAGUGUGUUUGUGUGUAUGUCUAUGUAUGUGUGUCUGUCUGUGGGUGUGGGUGUGUCUGUAUGUCUGAGUGUGUGUGUCUGUAUGUCUGUAUGUCUGUGAGUGUGUGUCUGUAUGUCUUUGAGUGUGUGUCUGUAUGUCUGUGAGUAUUUUUACUCACCUUUUUUCCCCACGCCGUGCUGAUGACACUGCGGCUAGCCCCACCUCAAUGGCUGAGAUUAUCAUGGCUUGACGAUCUCAGCCAAUCCAAUGCUCCCCAUAGGAAAUCAUUGGAAGGCUAUUGCGCAUGCACGGGAAAAUGCCACUGCGCCAAUUUAACUUCUCAUAAAGGUGCAUUGAAUCAAUGCAUCUCUGUAGGGAACAUUAACGUAGGUGCUGAACAUUGUGAACCACUGACCCAGGAAGCACCUCUAGAGGCCUUCUGAGUGACUGUCACUAGAGGUGUUACCAGGCAGCAAUGUACUUUUGUCUGAAAAGUCAGUAUUUACAUUGAAAAGCGUUCAGGGACAGGAUAUAGGCUUAAGAACAACUGCAUUAAGCAGUAGUGGUUCUGGUGACUAUAAUGUCCCUUUAAGAAUUGUAUUUUUGGCGUUGAUUUAUCUGGCUCCUAACUUUUUUAGCUGGCUCCUAGAUUCCAAGCAAAUUUGUCAAUCCCUGGUUUAACCCAUUGAGGUAAGAUAAGUUGUUUUGGUGCCUGGUGUGUCCCUUUAAUAAAAACAAAUACAUUCAAAAACAUGUGAAUUGUGUUGAUCUUACACCUAAAGUGCAACAUAUAUGUCAAAUGAGUCUAGCUGGGAAAAAUGUUGAGUAAAUAUUUUUUCCAAGUGCAUUUUUUCGCCUGAAUUAAAGUGCUCUGUUAGCUAGUGAAGUCUCCUGACGGGGAUAUUACUGUUUGGGGUAAAGCAGAGGGAAGUUGUACUCAGCUCUUGCUGUGUCCCUGCAGACACCGCCAUCUUUAUUCUUCGGCUCCUGACAUUUUAUCCACACGUUACAGAUGACAAGAUUGAUGUCUACAGAGGAUCCCACAGGAGCCUUUAAUAGAUAUGUCACGAUGAGCAGGGUCUUCCUUACGUCUUGUCUCAGUUAUAUCCUGUAUGUAAAUUACUUGCUGUCAGACAUCUCCAUUUUAUAAUUGUAAAGUGCUGCGGGAUGUGUUGACGCUAUGUAAAUAAUAAUAAUAACAAUAAGUGAUGGCUCUGGAAAGUGAUGAAAUUUCACGUUGACAGAGCGGUUAAAAACCCUUUAUACGCUUAACUCUUUCCAGCGUUACCUCUUUGCUAUGGGGGAUUCAAAGACGCUUUGCAUGAGAACGUUCAGCUUCAUUUCGUAGAGUUAAACUCUGUAUAAAUUCAGGAAGAACCUGCAGUGGCUGUCUGAGAGACUGUCACUAGAGAAAGUAUUAACCCCGCAAGAUCAACAUUCCAAUGUCUCUGAAACAGCAGUCUUUUAAAUUACAGAGUUACGUGGACAGGGACACUGCACCCAGAACACUUCAAUGAGAUGCAGUGGUCUAGGUGCCUAUAGUGUCCUUUUAAAUGCUACAAGGCACAUCAUAAGUGCUUCUCCAAUCCUUUGGUCCGCAAGGCGUGCAUCCGCAAGGCGUGCUCAGGUGCAGCGCGUCCCUGCAUGGCUGGCCUGAGUGCCACUCUCACCUCCUUCCUACGUGUCCGCGGUCCCCUCCGGCAUUCGGUGUGACGCCGGCCACUGUAAAUUGGGAUCCGCCUUUUACGGCCCAGGCAGUUAAAUGUUGCAAACAUGUGUGCAUCAUCACACAGAUGCACUUUCUGGCAUCAGAUGACAGCUACUAACCAGUAACUCCUAUGGCUAUAUAAGGUUUAUGUGUUUUCGUUUUUUUCUGUGUGCCCUGUCAUGGGUACCCGAGAGCUGGUUAUAUUUAUUGAUUCUCUGUAUUUUGACCCCGGUUUGUACCUAGACUAUUCUAGUUUCUGUAUCCCUUGAUAUCUGGCUUGUCUUAACAUUUACAUACUCUCUGACCUAGGCCUGUUCUGUACUAUUCUAUAUUAUUAGCGUUAAAUCCGGCCAUUCGAAAGCCUGACUUUAGUAUUCUGAUUAUAUUUUAUUUUCUUACCUUAAGUUCUGCGUGUCGGGUAUUAGUUAAAUACUGACAAAGCCACAGACACUGUUUUUAAGUUUUCUACCCUAAUUACAAUAAAAGUGUAGACACCUGGCAGCCAGUGCAGGGAUCUGGUGGUUUGUUGUAUUUUGUAGUGCAUCCUAAACCCGGAUGAGUAGGCUGCCCUCCAUGCUCCGCAUGGUCUACUCUAGUAGUACAACAGACUGAAACAGGGAAGUGACAUCACAUUCCUGCCCCAUUGAAUGAUUCAUGUAUUAACCUGGCUCACUCAGCAAAUAUGAAGAGAAUGCCAACAGCAAAGGAUAUAAAUACGGGUAAUAAUUUCUGCUGUCUUAUUUCCCUUACAUGUAAUGAAGAGUUCGAAGGGUGGCAAAAUAUUUUAAUGCAUUUUUUGGGUUAGCUCUCUUUAAUGGGUCCCUGGUGGAUCGGGGGCAGCACUUGUCCUGGAUCGGCAGUAGCACUGCUUUUUGUGAAAUUUUAAUAUAGAUAAGAUUAUACCUUAAGUCAAAGUAGUCCCCACUUUGUUUUACGAUAUCUUUUGACAGGAUCUUUAUGAGCAUUUCAUGAAGAUUUUAUCGCCAUUGUAUGCUCAAAAUGUUUUAGUUUUAUUUAUUUUUUGGUGGGAUGUGAAAGGGCCGCUUAUAAUGUCAGGUUUACAAACGUGUAUUCCCGACGUUAUAGUUUUAAACGUUUUUAGGUGCCCGGUCCAUCUCUUCUCUUGAUUUUACUCACCUUUUUUCCAGUGCGGCAUUGGUCCUGCCACGGCUUGGUUCCCUCCUCUCCACUACCUUGUGUGAGAUCAUCAAAUUUGACAAUCUCAGCCCCUCCAAUGCUUUUCCAUAGUAAUUGCGCUGCGCCAAUCAGCAUCUCCUCAUGAAGAAUCAAUGCAUCUCUAUGUGGAGUGUUCAGUGUCUUCGUGCAGAGCGUGGAGACACUGAUUGCCAGUGCUGCACACUGUGCAGCACUGACACAAGAAUCACCUCUAGUGGCCUUCUAAGUGUCUCCCACCAGAGAUAUUACUAGGCAGCAAAGUAAACACUGCAUUUUCUAAUAAAUGGCAUUGUUUCCUUUAAAAAGCCUUCAGGGACAGGCUGAAAACACCACAGAACUUUAAUUGGUACACUGGGACAGGAUUACGAAAUCAAUUGCUUUGCUAUGUGAAGCAUUUGAAUGCACAUGUGGCGCUCACCCUAGAUCAAAGGCGUGUAUUCGGCCAGCAAUGUGCUCCACCAAUUAAAUGAACAUUAGCUGUGAGAGCCAACAUUGAUUUGGUUCCCAUUGCAAAAGCACUUUUAGUGGCUGUCAGUAGACAGCCGCUAGAUUCGUAUUUAACCCUCCAGUAAGCAAUGCUGUAUCAUUGCUGGGCUAUGCACCCGGACCACUUCAUUGAGAUAUUCAUUGACAUGAAAUGGUCUGCUUGCCUUUAGUAGUUUUUUAAGUUGUAGUGGCUCUGGUGCUUAGAGCAUUAAUUAAUUAAAUAUUACAUGUCCUCUGCUGACUGCCCUGAUUUAACAUGAAAGAGCAAUUGCCACUUCAUAAAAUUUUCUAUAUCCCAAUAGCUUACUAAAAUUUGUGUAGUACGUAAGAAUGCUCACAUUUAAUUAGUUGAUUCCCCUCCAGUAGAGUAUAAAUAAUACACAUGUAGGGCAGCUAUUUUGCUGAACUUUCACAUGAAUAAGUAAUUUAUAGUGUUAUGUGAAACGAUCUAACUGAAAAUAGGUGGUUUAUACCUUAAAUUUAUACGCCUGUUUGCACAUGGUCCUGACAUUUUCUACAACCAACUUUUCAUGUUGCAACCACUUAACUCCUUGUCCCCUUAUUGUACAGCGCUGUGUGGAACAUGUUAUUGCUUUAUUAGUAAUAAUAAUAAUAAGUGGAAGCUGACAGACAAAUAAAAUAAAGAACGGCAUAGGCCUUCCUUUAUCAGUCUUUGAAUAAACAUAUGUAUUGUAUAAAUACUCUUCCACUCGCCACAUGUCCGCAGCCCCCACAGGCAUUAGGUGUGACGUCCGCCACUGUGAGUUGGGACCCUUUUAUGGCCCCGCCUACCUGGUUCAGUUAACUGAUGUGAAAGUACACGUCAUCACAUUACAUGUCAGCUACUAACCAGUAACAGCUCUCCUAGGGCUAUAUGAGCUUGUUUUUUUUCUCUGUGCCCUGUUUACCUCUGUGGACCCCGAGAGCUUGCUAUAUUGAUUGAUUCUCUGUAUUUUGACCCCUGCUUGUACCUUGACUAUUCUGCUUUCUGUAUUCCUUAAUAUCAUGUAGACAGUCAAUUAAAAUAAAGAAUGUCAUAGGCCUAUGUCAGUCUUUGAGUAAACAUAUGUUUUGUAUUAAUACUCUUCCUCUUGCCUGUUAGGUGGCCUGAUGGGUAUAAUUACACAUUGGUGGUAAAUCCGAAGGGACUCUGCUUUACUAUCAAUGUUCCAGUCUACAUUUACAUAGUAUACAUACUUUCUUUUUCAAUAAUUCAUGACCCCUAGAUGUGUCUCGUGCCAUUGAGUUGCUGGAGCGGCUGCAGCGAAGCGGAGAAGUGCCGCCUCAGAAACUUCAAGCUCUCCAGCGAGUUCUACAAAGCAAGUUCUGCUCUGCCAUACGGGAGGUGAGUACCUACUUUAUAGUCUCCAUGUCCCUGGACCACAAGGAAAAAAAACACCAGAAUCACUAUCUUUGUGGCUAAUGAGAGAAAGCUAGUGGGGCUGGGUACGUCAAAGAUAACACUUUGCUAGGCUUGGGACCAUUAACCACUUCCUUUAUCAGCUCGGGAAGAUCUAUGGUGUAGAUAAGAUCCUGUUUACCUUGUGGUGAUUCUAUCCAUGAUAGCCAGCAGCGAAGAGUGAAUUGCAAAAUGAGAUUUACCUAUAUGUUUUUUUUAACAUUUCUAUAUUUAUUGUACAUUACCAAACUUUGUUGCCUCUGCAGUGAGCUCUUCCCAUACCAGCCAAUCAUUAUGCUCGCAACAUGCUUUCUAUAGCAGUGAUGAGUUUAUCUAAUAAAACCAGUGCAGAGCAGUGCAUUAUAGGUAAAGCAGAGGUUGCUGGGAGUUGUUCAUAUGUCAAUGUUCUGCUAUAGAAUGCUGGCAGCCACUAGAGGUGCUUCCAGGAGUUUACUGGAUUUUAGGGUCUCUAGGUAAUGCUGGAAGUCCACACCCUCUGCAUGAGGACAUCCAGUGUCAGUAAAAUCCCCAUAGGAAAGCAUUGAGUCAGUGCUUUCCUAUGUGGAGGGCCUAAUCCACUUGCCGCUCUUUCCACACGUGCUUAGGGUCCCUCUGUCUAUAUUUAUUGUACAUUACCAAACUUUGUUGCCUCUGCAGUGAGCUCUUCCCAUACCAGCCAAUCAUUAUGCUCGCAACAUGCUUUCUAUAGCAGUGAUGAGUUUAUCUAAUAAAACCAGUGCAGAGCAGUGCAUUAUAGGUAAAGCAGAGGUUGCUGGGAGUUGUUCAUAUGUCAAUGUUCUGCUAUAGAAUGCUGGCAGCCACUAGAGGUGCUUCCAGGAGUUUACUGGAUUUUAGGGUCUCUAGGUAAUGCUGGAAGUCCACACCCUCUGCAUGAGGACAUCCAGUGUCAGUAAAAUCCCCAUAGGAAAGCAUUGAGUCAGUGCUUUCCUAUGUGGAGGGCCUAAUCCACUUGCCGCUCUUUCCACACGUGCUUAGGGUCCCUCUGUCGGAUGACAUUGUGGGAGGUGAAGCACCGACCCAACGCCAAUGGAGAUCAGUGCUGGAAUCGGGUGAGUAAAUUAAGGGUUUUGGGGGUUGUGGGGGAAGGGCGCAAGGGAGGUGGGACCAGAGGGUCCUAUAGUGUUAGGAAUACAGAUUUUUGUACAUAACACUAUGGAAUCCUUUUAAAGUUUAUUAAAAACUAUAAUGUUAAAAACCCUUAUCACACUUACCUGAUGAAGCACUGAGGUCCCUCAGGCGCUGGGUCGGACUUCUCCUCAGUCAUCAACCAAUGGGGAAACCUUUGUGUGCCCAUUAGGUCUUCCCUGUAGGAAACCACUGAAUCAGUCCUUUCCAAUCGGGAUUUAGAAGACUCUGGACGUCCUCAAGAAAAUCAAACUCUGUGAAAGGCCAGGAAGUGCCUCUGGUGGCUGUCUGGUAGACAGCUACUAGAGGCAGGUUUAAAGCAACACUGUACUCAGUAUAACAACUUUAUCUAGAUAAAGUUGUUAUAGUGCCAACAGUUGUUCCCUCCUCCCUAGUGGCCCUAAAUUUUAAUAUCUUGCUAAUUAGAAUGCUUGAAAGUGCGGCUUCAAGUCACGCCUCCAAGCCCUCCGGGACUGUGCUUCUUGGCUGUCAUACCGUAACGUAACGUGAUGUCACGCAUGUAUGCACAGUGCUGUCAUAGUCUUCCAUAGAGAAUAAUUACAUGCAAUGAUUCUGUAUGAUGGAAUCGUAGGCACAUUGCGGUAAGCGCCACGCAUGUGCCUACAGUCCUCAAUGAUGAGCAUUGGAUUGAGCAUGCAUCCAGAAUGAUAUCACGCUAGGAGGAACCCGCAACAGCACUGAGGGAGACUCAACGCUGGAAAAAAGUGAGCAAAUUCUUUUUUAAAAGUUUUAAUGUUGUUUUGUUUUUGUUUUGUCAUAUUUUUUUGCAAGUUGAGGGCAGCACUAAUAUUAAGUAGGGACAUGGUAUGUAUUCCUAACCCUGCAGUGUAAAACUGCAAUGUUUGCAGUCACAGGGCUAAAAUAAGAGGGGCCACUGCAUCUAGACUAAUUCAAUGAGAUUACAUGGUCCGGGUGCCGAUAGUGUCCCUUUAAUGUACAAAAAGCUAAUAGAUUUCACAAAGCCAGCCUGCAUUCUGGACCACUUGGUCAUUGCCAAAUGGAUCCAUUGCUCAAAUGUUCAACAGCCCUGAGUACUGCAAGUUUUCUGAUACCUGUUGCUGGUUGGACUGAUAAACUUCACCAAUUUGUCAUUUUUAUUUUGCCAAUCGUCCUAUCUUCUGUGUGCCAGAUAAAUGAUGAAAAUAAAGACUGUUUUAAAAAAGGGACGACAUAAAUGCAGACUUUUACAAUAUUCAUAUAAGACACCACAUACAGGGAGACAGACAAAGGGUAACUCUGUUAAAGACAUUUAGGUUGUUAUACACAUAUACACUGUGAUAUAUUUAUAUCUGUGUAAAUAGAAUGUUCAUAGGUUGUAUUCUCCCUCUACCCUUCCUUGAUUCGUGAUUGCAGGUAUAUGAGCAGCUGUACGAUACUUUGGACAUCACAGGAAGUGCAGAAAUAAGGGCUCACGCAACUGCCAGGGUAAGAGAUCGGCAGAUCAAAAGACAUAAAUGUAUUCUUACAUAUAGAGAGCAAUGUGAUAAUAAAACUAAUAAUGUGAUUAUAAAAAUAAUAAUAAUGUAAUUAAAGGGACACUGUAGUAACCAAAAACACUACAGCUUAAUGUAGUGGCACUGGUGUCUAUUGCCUGGGUUGUUACUGUGAACACUGCCUUCUCAUAGAUGCCCAACCACUCAUAGCAAGAGAACGACAGGUUAUUUAAACGUUAAGCAGUUUGCAUUCCCUCCAGGCUACUGUUGCAGCGUUUGCAGCCAGUGAAGGACAUGCUCAUCCAAGAGUUGUGGAGCUGCCAAAAACCGAUGAGGGUCUGGGGUUCAACAUCAUGGGAGGAAAAGAGCAAAAUUCCCCAAUAUACAUUUCACGCAUCAUUCCUGGAGGAGUGGCAGACCGUCACGGAGGACUUAAGCGUGGGGAUCAGCUUCUCUCUGUCAAUGGGGUGGUGAGUCACUCCGUUUUCCAAGCGUUACAGUAUUUGUGCAGAUGAGAGUAACAGGAAAGUGUAUCUCUGCUGGUAACAAAAUUAACAAAUUCAGGUUACACAGAAAAAGACUUACCCUAAAGCUGAUUUUUAGUGUUUAAAAAGCAAAUGGGUGAUGUUUAAUCCACACAUUGUCUGACGGGCAAUGCCACAAUGUAUAUGGUCUUCUGGAAUACCAACUGUCAUGCCUAGAAUGCCCAUUAGGAUGGGUGGCUGAAAUGCACACGUAUACUGACAUUCCACAAAUACACUGCUGCAUUCACACACUGAUCCUACACACCAAUGCUCACCUUCAGUGACACACGCACACUUUGUCACUCCAAGCAAACACUUGUUAAAAUCUGACACUUUACAUAAAUACAGCCCUUCAUUCACACAUACCUCGCUGCAUUGGGACACUUACACUCAUACACACACUCCUGCGUUCAUACAAUGAUCCUCCACACAUGUACACAAACUAACACUCCAGACAAAUACAAUCCUGCAAUUACAAACACUACAGUGCAAAAUUAAUGCCUACCAUUAAGUUCAUUACUACAUUAAGACAAAAAUAAAAUAAAAUAAAUGUUUUAAAUUAAUUUUUUAUUAACCAAUAAUUUUUCAUUUGUGUAGUCUAAAGGCAGUUUAAAAGGCCUGUCCCUGGUACCCGGUUUUCCUCCUAGUAGUUUUCUUCUAUGUUCCUUCCAUUCUACUUGGCUAGAAUAACCAUGAUAACGUGUACAUUUACAGUAAGAGUAGCAGGAAGAGGAUGGCUCAAACCUUUCUGCGAUAUGGCCUUCCUUUCCAGUUGGGGGAAGAUAUAGCCCACAAUAUAUUGUUUCUAAUGGACUUUGACUACAGUAAUAUGAAAAUUUGAGUCCCACUACAACUUAUUUUUAAAUAUUGUUUAUGUAUGCUAAUACAGUAUAAUCUCCCACAAUGCAGAGUGUGGAAGGAGAGCAGCAUGAAAAAGCAGUUGAACUCCUUAAAGCGGCACAGGGAACAGUGAAGCUGGUCGUACGUUACACCCCGAAGGUUCUAGAGGAGAUGGAAGCAAGGUUUGAGAAGAUGCGAACUGCACGCCGUCGACAGCAGCAGAACAGCUACACGUAAGGAAAUAAAGCUUGUAUUCUUUGUUGAUUUCACAUAGUGAGGUAUCUCAUUAAUAUAAAUUGGUUUACUAAGAGAGAGAGUGUCAGGUUGUUAAAUACAGGGUGGGGGGUAACCACACAUAGAAAGGCUAAACAUGAAUAUGAAGGGGAAGUAGUGCUAAGAAACAGUAUCAACUCUAAACAAACCCUUCAUUAAAGAAAGCAACAAAAAUAAAGUAAAACUUAACUUUUAUCGAAAUCUAUUAAUUAAAUAAAGUAAGACUAAACUAGAUAGGCUAUAACGUUUCAAGACUAAAAUCUUAGUGGGAUAAUAAAUCCAAUGUCAGAUCCUCUGUGAAAUCGAAGCUUAGGUAUUAGAUAUAUAGUAACUUCUUAACCAUAUCUUGUUGGCGAGAAGAGAGCAUUCAAAUGUAACUUCUAACUGACCCAUACACAAAGACUGAGCCACACACUCACAGACUGAGCCACACACUCACAGACUGACCCAUACACACACACAGAUCACACACACUGACUCACACUUACCAGCAGCUGCCUGGGUGCCUCAUUCCCCCCAGGCAAUGCUGAGCUUCCUCUCCCUGUCUCUCCCCUGCGCUCCUCUCUGUGACCCAGCAUGAAGUUCCUGCCAGCACAGCGCCCCCUUUGGCCGCACGGUGGAAUUCUUCAAAGAAUUCCACCCACCUCUGUGCACUGAUGCUGCAGCUUGUGUAGGGAGACUUAUUGCUCCUUGUUUUAAUUUCAAUUGGGAGGAUACAAGGUGGGACACUGCCUGAUGUAGGGGGGCCAUGACCUCCUCUGUCCCACCUAGUGACUCCUCUGCCAACAGCUCUUCUUCAAACGCAACAGCUGAACAUAGCAGAAGUUGAUAUGAGCUUUAGGACACCUUUUUCUUUUUUUAUUUAUAUUCUUUAUUUAAAAGACAGGAAACGUUGUAUUACAAAUUUCCUGAGCACAUAAGACGCUUAUACAAAUUCCUGUAGUAAAAAUGAGAACAGUGAAAUAAAGCAAAUCCAAUAUGACUGGAGCUUAUACAACAGACAAUAAAACAUGCACCCCUAUGGUGUGAGUAAUUGCAAUCUUUGUAUCAUCGUAUGUACCUGUCAUUACUGUUACACAUUGGUAGGUGUAACUUAUUCCAGGAGAGCGUAUCAGGAACAGCUCUGAAAAGAGCUAAGUGAUUAGAGUUCAGGGGAGUAUACAAAGUAUAGCAAUCCCCAGUGUGAUUAUAGCAGUUCCCCUCCAAUCACUAGACAAGACUACGUGUUGAGGGUCAAACAGGAACAGAAUGCACUGAGGCUUUAUUGCUUCUUUUAUGCAGGUUUUCCCCCAAGGUUACCACCCACGUGGACCUUGUGGGAUACAGGACAUGCAGUUACAAUAGCCAAUCAAAACAUUACAGUACAGUCAGACACUCCCAGCCAAGACACAUAAACCCUCCCCUCUGCCUGUAAUAUGAUUACUAAACACAAUGGUCUAACUUAAAUAUCACACGCAGGAAAAUAUACAGUUUUACACAAUAUUCAUACCUUCCAAACCAUACAUGCAAUUCACAUAAGUUACAUAUUCUGAACCAGCAUAAGCAGUAUACAAACAUAUUCAAACAUCAUACUAUUUGGUCCAGUGGUUCAAAAGAUAGGUGGGAGUCCUAUUUGACCGACCGCAAGCAUGGCUUUCCUGCCCAAAAGAGUUCCAUAGAUUUGGGCUGUGCGUCGGUCUAUUUUUACAUAGAAAACGACUAAGUCCCAUUCGAAUGCACGAAUGGCGCCGUUCAUGCAAAUAGCCCAGUUUAACAUGGCGUUUGAAUCGUCGAACGCACUUCGAUUUCCGUUGAAGUGGAGGAGAAUGUAAGGUUCAGUGGUGUUCGUGCCGUUGUGUAGCCAUUUUUAAUUCCAUGAGUUCGACAGCAAAACACAGCUGACCUUGUUCGACUAAACAAGAUGGUCGCCGCCACGUAUUCGACUAUACGAACGGCAGCCACCCAGUGUUCGACAAUUAACCUGCAGUUAACCACCAGCCUGGAAGGUAAAUUGGCGGCACACUCAACUUGUGUGUGGUCCGCCUGUUCGGUAAGUCCCAUUUACCAAACCAUAUGGGAAAAGGACACGAACAAAGUAUUUUCACAGUCUUAAAGGGACGUGGUUCCAAAAAGUCUUAAUAUGCCCAUAUACUGUUUUUAAAGGGCCAUACACCCCAGGGCCAUAGUCACAGGGCAAGAAACUGGCACGUAGGCCUCUCCAGGACAAAGUGGCGAAGGGCACUUUGUCACAGUAAGAUACAGAGCCUGUCUUGCAAAUGAAAGCAGGAGAUCCCAUAGUAAUUAUUUAUAGUAUAGAGAGGGAAAAAGAGGGGGGGUGGACAGGGGUACCACAAGUUACCAAAUCGGAACCUCUCUCAUGACUUAUACCAUAGUAAGGUCACCACUCCUCCCACCUGGCCCAAACCAUCCUAUAUGUGGCCACCCCGCUCCUCACUGCUGCUGUGAGCUGAUCCAUUAGUUUAUUAUUGUCUAUCGUGGAUUUGACAAUGGAACGCCCUGCUUUUUCCAGUUGGCAGACAGUGCUCUUGCAGAAGCCAAAGUGUCUGCUCAUGUCUGGUUAACUCUUCCACUGAACUAAACAAGAGAAAGGACCAUGGGUCCAUCUCCAUCGGUCUUGAACAACGUAUCCAGUAGCCCUUUGAUCUGACACCAAAACCUCACCCACUAUGGGACAUUCCCACCACAUGUGGACAUACUUGAGCCCACAACCCCUUCACCACAAAUCAUCUGGCAGAACUGCUUUUUAAUUACAUCUCACCCCCAACAUUUGUUAUUUUCUUAAAGUCAUCAUCCUGUUCAUGCUAUUAUUGCAUUUUCUUUCUGAGCCAUCCUCCUGCUUGCAUACUAUCCAUAUCACUGCAGAGGAGCCUCUUCCACCAUAGCUCCAUUGUAUUCUUGGCUGAUGUAAUAGCCAAUACAUGUAUUGAUUAACAGAUAAGCAUUGAUGAAUAUCACUUCCAUCAGAAAUGGAGAGAGCAGCAGCAGAUGACAAGUCCACAUGCUUUGUAAACAGCCCCCCAAACACCCACAUGGUGUGAGGAGCACUGGGGUAAAGUCCAGCUGGGAAGCUUUUCUAAACACAAUUGCACUGUGCUUUGCUGCUGAGAUGACACACACCCUUUACAGGUAGACAUGUGACCCGUGUCUCUGAUUCUGUCAUGGAUAUGUCCACCCGCCUGCACUUUGUCCCCCUCUUCUGAUUGGCGCCCUGCUAAACUUGGCAGAUCUAAACUGCAUUGAGUCACCCUAUUCCCAAGUAAAGCUGUUUGCUUCUCAAAGCUUUCAGCAGGGCCUACUACGAAGAAUCACAUGCACUGCAUCUCAGCUACAUACACAGAUUCUUGUGGAAGAUAUAUUUGUUUUUUCCACUAUAAAUUCUGGAAUAAAAAGCAUAAUUAUUAAAAAAUGUCUGUCUAACAAAAUGCUUUAUAAGCCCUUGCCUGUAAAGUAGCUCAGAACAUUUUUUUCAUGGUUGGUGUAGUUUAAAUAUAUAUUUAUCUUUAGCUAUUAAGCCCCCUUUUGCUACCUUGCAUCUCUUAAAUCUCCUAUCUCCUCUGUUGGGACAAGAAGGGUGGGGGAUAUGACGCUCACAGCAAGCCAAGAGCUGCUUUCUCAGAUCUGGUAUAGGAUAAUAAUGCACCUCUAGCAUUGCCUCGCUACACAGAAUGAUACGUAAGAGGUGGGUUUUCCCCUCUCGCCUCCCAUUUGGGGACGGACAACUGCCUCCCCCAAUGGAACCCCACUUAUUCCUACUUCGGUAUAGUUACUGUUACACCUUUGUUAUUUUAGCUUCAGUUUUACCAUUUGGAUUGAACUCACUAAAACUCACAAUUUUCUUGUAAUGUUACAUACACUAUUGUAACAUUGCAUCCAAAGAAUUUAACUGUUAACCUUCACAUUCUAAUCAUGAAAUACAUUCUUUACUAUAUGGAAACAGAGAUCCCCCCCAGGAAUUUGCUUCAGAGAUUUUAGUAAAUAUGGUGGAUGCUGGUAUUCAACUAUAUAGACACGUGUGGAAGGUAAAAUCUUGUUACCUUUCAUACAAUUAGACAUGGCUUACUAGGGAAGAGUACAACUCGUAGCGUACCACUCUUAGUUGGUGUCCUUUGUUCCUUCCACCCGCAGCCCUUUUCUCGUCUGUACUUUCAUAUAAAAGUUGAAAAUGAUGGUUGCUGCAUUUUACAGUUUUGUCCCCGAAAUGUUAACAGGAUUAUUCACCAAAGUGAGAAGUCAAGGUGAAAGUAAAGUAAAUUCAAAUUUAAGGCUAUGGUAUCCGAACUAGAAGCAUAGUUUUAUUUAAUUUUUCUAGUUUGGCUAUUUUGGUUUUAGAUUUGAAAUUCACUUUGAAUUCUAACUUUAGUGAAUUAUACUGCAGAUGUUAAUUCUUUCCUGUAAAUACAAUGUAUUUUUUUAAUUUGCUUUCUUUUUAAUUGGCAGAUCUCUUGAAUCUCGAGGAUGAUGAGUCUCACUGAUGACUGGGACCAAGAAGGUUCUCCUGCUGCAGACCCUUUGUAUUUAUUGACACAAACUGUUCCCAUCUCUCUGAUCUGUGUACAGUAUUUAUUUCAGUUGUCUCUCUGUAUGGUGCACUGCAGCUAUGUGUGAGGAAAUAUCUCAGCGGCUUCUAGGCAAAAUAUCACGCUACUCCUGAAACACACCAAAAUAAUACAAAUGAGCUAUUUGUCUGUCUAUGCACCCAUUCAUAUUUCCAUACCUCUCUCUGCCUCCCCAUCUCUCUCUAUUUCUACUUUGACCCCUCUAUCCAUCAUUCUCACAGAGUUAUUCAGUAAAGUGGAGAUUGCCUUGAAUUUAAAGUGAAUUUUAAAAUCUAGGCCAAAACAGACAAAUGAUUACAAUUCUACAAGUCAAUUCAGAUUUCAGUUUGGCUAUUUUGGCCUUCUGUUUACAAUUCACUUUGAAUUCCUGGAAAUUAUCAGUUUAGUGAAUAGCCCUCCUAAGGCCACCUCCUCUACCUAUCUGUGUGUCUCCUUGUUCAUCCGCCUAUCUCUAUAUUGCUUUCAAAUAUUAUCUGUUCGUUGCGUUUGCUUAUUUAGUCCAUGAUGCCUUGGGAAUAUACCAUAUAUCAUACAAAGGAAAGCCAGAAACUAAAUGAGGUUAAUAUUAUAGACGUUACGGAUGUAUAUAAGCUCUUCUGAAAUUCUGGAUACCUGUUACCUAUACAGUAUGUAAACCUUUGGAUACCGGCAUACUAUACAUGUAUGUAAAACCCAGUCCUGAUUGUGAGAGUGAUUUUGUACUAUGUAUUUCUGUGUAUAUCUUGUUGAUCAUAUUAUGGUUGGUACACUUAAUUUUGUUCUUUGUAUAAAGAGCUGUAUAGUUUAAAGGGUCACUCUAAGCACUAUAACCAGUACAGUAAGUGCGAGUGAUUAUGGUGCUCUUUGAAGUUGGUAGCACACUUUAUGUUUUAUCUUGGUAUGACAACAUUUUUAAGAGACCUGUAGACCGGUAACGUUUGACAUAAAGCACUGUAUCAUCUGUGUUUUAGCAUAAUAAAACCCUUUAUGAUAAUCUGGUGA
Pelobates cultripes (western spadefoot toad) is the source of this 17861-nucleotide messenger RNA. NCBI's taxonomy places the organism in Eukaryota, Metazoa, Chordata, Amphibia, Anura, Pelobatidae. The record is from the annotation of a GenBank genome assembly.